AUGAAGGAAGCUUCAAGAAGGAACGCCCUGGCUGUUUCGGAUCCUAAGGAAACUGUUCAAACAGAAUCCUAUGAAGGACCCAUCAGGGUUGCUUUGGAGGAAGCAAUGGCGGAGAAGCAGCCUGAAAUGGCUGGGGAGAAGAAGAAGAAGAAGAUCAAGGAAAAGAGGGCUGAAGAAGAUGAGGAAGCCCAUCCAAUCAAGAAGAAAGAAAGAAGAACGAGUGAGAAGAGGAAACGCAGGCAGGAAGAGACAUGCCUGAAGAAGAAGGACGAGAAGAGAAAGAGGGCUAAUAACCCAGAAAUCGACGGAGAAUCCACCUCCGCAAGGGUGGAUAAGGGGCAGUCAGCGCAACAAAAAGAAUCAACGCAACCUGAAGAGGAAACAACGCAAAUAAGAACUGUUGCGACUGAUGAUGGAGAAGAUUUAGACAUCACCCCCCCUUAG
Benincasa hispida (wax gourd) is the source of this 444-nucleotide messenger RNA. NCBI's taxonomy places the organism in Eukaryota, Viridiplantae, Streptophyta, Magnoliopsida, Cucurbitales, Cucurbitaceae. The record is from RefSeq and is a predicted model, not a curated record.